Trichomonas vaginalis G3 is the source of this 510-nucleotide messenger RNA. Its product is annotated as keratin-associated protein family. Lineage: Eukaryota; Parabasalia; Trichomonadida; Trichomonadidae. The record is from RefSeq and is a predicted model, not a curated record. Bases 1 to 510 code for a protein of 169 amino acids. The transcript has a single exon.
AUGACAAGACCAAUUUUAAUUUCUCACCCAGUUUCAAUAUUAUAUAAUAAAUUCAAUAUUCAUAAUGGAUUAAAUACAAUUCUUGAGAUGAUUUACCCCAUUGGUUCAAUAUAUACAUCAAUGAAUUCAACAAAUCCAGCUGAUGUAUUCGGUUUCGGUACAUGGCAACAAAUAACCUAUCGUUUCCUCUAUUGUGCUAACUCUUCAAAACAAACAGGAGGCUCAAAGAAAAUUUUAGAAGCAAACCUUCCACCGCAUAAGCACACAGGAACUACAAACUUUUCUGGCGACCAUAUCCACUCAUUAAAAGACCACCCAUUAUACAACUCAGACUAUGAAGCUGGCUAUGACGUUUUAUCUCCAGCUUAUAACCAUUCAACAAAAAAGACUUUUCGACCAACUGAACCAGGAGGUAAUCAUUCACACACUUUCACAACAAAUCCAACAGGCUCGGGUGAAGAUUAUAUGCCACCUUAUAUGACAGUUUAUGCAUGGUACCGCGUUCAAUGA